CGCGCGUGUGUGUGUGCGCGCGCGUGUGUGUCUGUGUGUGUGUGUGUCUGUGUGUGUGUGUGUCUGUGUGUGUGCGCGCGCGCCAGGGCUCGCGUGCAGGAGCCGCUGGGUGUGCGUGCGUGUGUUAUGGGUUUGCUUCCAGAGCAGGUUGCACAUUGGUCCUGGGUGGCUCUCGGGCUCAGGUCGAGCUUGGGCAUCCUUCUCCUCCUCCUCCUCCUCCUCUUUCUCCUCCUCCUCCUCCUCCUCCUCGUCCUCCUCCUCUUCCUCCUCCUCCUCCUCCUUCUCCUCCUCCUCCUCCUCCUCCUCCUAAUCGUUUCCGAAGUAGCAGCAGCAGCAGCGGCAGCAGCAGCAGCAGCAGCGGCAGCAGCGGCAGCCACAGCAGCCGCCGCCGCCGCGGCACCCUCGGCAGGGGCGGCAGCAGCUCAGCGGCGCAGCCCGACUGUGCAGGAGCGAGCACCGUUUGGGGAGUCCGGGGGGCGGAUGGUGUCAGGGAGCGAAGCUACAGACCGAGCCGCUGUUCCCUCCCGCUAUUUAUUGUCGCCACUGCGGGGGCCUUGCUUCGUCAUCCCUACACUGGACUUCCAAGCGCUCCACGGCCGCUAGCUGAGGGGCCACCCUUCCGGGGGCCGGUGAGCCCGCGGCCCGGCGCCCAGCCCGGGGUCUGCACAUCCCCCUGCGGCCCGCCGUCAUGGACGUGAAGGACCGGCGCCACCGCUCGCUGACCCGGGGCCGCUGCGGCAAGGAGUGCCGCUACACCAGCUCCUCCCUGGACAGCGAGGACUGCCGGGUGCCCACGCAGAAGUCCUACAGCUCCAGCGAGACGCUCAAGGCCUACGACCACGAGAGCAGGAUGCACUACGGAAACCGGGUCACCGACCUGGUCCACCGCGAGUCCGACGAGUUCCCCAGACAAGGAACCAACUUCACCCUCGCCGAGCUGGGCAUCUGCGAGCCGUCCCCACACCGCAGCGGCUACUGCUCGGAGAUGGGGAUCCUGCAGCAGGGAUACUCCCUGAGCACGGGCUCGGACGCCGACUCGGACACGGAGGGAGGGAUGUCUCCGGAACACGCCAUCCGGCUCUGGGGGCGAGGGCUAAAGUCCAGACGCAGCUCGGGCCUGUCCAGCCGGGAGAACUCGGCCCUGACCUUGACUGACUCCGACAACGAGAAUAAGUCCGACGACGAGACGGGUCGUCCCAUCCCACCUACAUCCUCGUCUAGCCUCCUCCCAUCUGCUCAGCUGCCUAGCUCCCAUAAUCCUCCACCCGUUAGCUGCCAGAUGCCAUUGCUAGACAGCAACACCUCCCACCAAAUCAUGGACACCAAUCCCGAUGAGGAGUUCUCCCCCAAUUCAUACCUGCUCAGAGCAUGCGCAGGGCCCCAGCAAGCCUCCAGCAGUGGCCCUCCGAACCACCACAGCCAGUCCACUCUGAGGCCACCUCUGCCACCCCCCCACAACCACACCCUGUCCCACCACCACUCAUCCGUCAACUCGCUCAACAGGAACUCACUGACCAACCGUCGGAGCCAGAUCCACGCCCCAGCGCCCGCCCCCAACGACCUGGCCACCACGCCCGAGUCCGUCCAGCUCCAGGACAGCUGGGUGCUAAACAGCAACGUGCCCCUGGAGACCCGGCACUUUCUCUUUAAGACGUCCUCGGGCAGCACGCCUCUGUUCAGCAGCUCCUCUCCCGGCUACCCUCUGACCUCAGGAACCGUGUACACGCCCCCGCCGCGCCUGCUGCCCCGCAACACCUUCUCCCGCAAGGCCUUCAAGCUGAAGAAGCCGUCCAAGUACUGCAGCUGGAAGUGCGCCGCCCUGUCGGCCAUCGCCGCCGCGCUCCUGCUGGCCAUCCUGCUGGCCUAUUUCAUAGCAAUGCAUCUGCUCGGACUCAACUGGCAACUGCAGCCGGCAGAUGGACACACCUUUAACAACGGGAUAAGGACCGGCUUACCAGGCAGCGAUGACGGGGCAACAAUGCCAUCUGGAGGCAAAGUGCCCUGGUUGCUGAGGAACAGCAGCAUAGAUAGCGGCGAGGCGGAAGUUGGCCGGAGAGUCACCCAGGAAGUGCCCCCGGGCGUGUUCUGGAGGUCCCAGAUCCACAUCAGCCAGCCCCAGUUCUUAAAGUUCAACGUCUCCCUCGGGAAGGACGCGCUCUUCGGGGUCUACAUCCGGCGGGGACUGCCACCCUCACACGCCCAGUACGACUUCAUGGAGCGGCUGGACGGCAAGGAGAAGUGGAGCGUGGUGGAGGCGCCCCGGGAGCGCCGGAGCAUCCAGACGCUGGUGCAGAACGAGGCGGUGUUCGUGCAGUUCCUGGACGCGGGCCUGUGGCACCUGGCCUUCUACAACGACGGCAGGGACAAGGAGACGGUCUCCUUCAACACCGUAGUCCUGGACUCUGUGCAGGACUGUCCUCGGAACUGCCACGGCAACGGGGAGUGCGUGUCAGGCCUGUGCCACUGUUUCCCCGGGUUCCUCGGAGCAGACUGCGCCAAGGCCGCCUGUCCCGUGCUGUGCAGCGGGAACGGACAAUACUCGAAGGGCUCCUGCCAGUGCUACAGCGGCUGGAAGGGCGCCGAGUGCGACGUGCCCAUGAACCAGUGCAUCGACCCCGCCUGCGGGGGCCACGGCUCGUGCAUCGACGGCAACUGUGUCUGCUCGACGGGCUACAAGGGCGAGCAUUGUGAGGAAGUGGACUGCCUGGACCCGACGUGCUCCAGCCACGGCGUCUGCGUCCACGGAGAAUGUCUCUGCAGCCCCGGCUGGGGGGGACUCAACUGCGAGCUGGCCAGGGUCCAGUGCCCGGACCAGUGCAGCGGCCACGGCACCUACCUGCCCGACACGGGCCUUUGCACCUGCGACCCCAACUGGAUGGGCCCGGACUGCUCCAUCGAGGUGUGCUCAGUGGACUGUGGCACGCACGGCGUCUGCAUCGGGAGAGCCUGCCGCUGUGAAGAGGGCUGGACAGGCGCCGCCUGCGACCAGCGUGUGUGCCACCCGCGCUGCACUGAGCACGGCACCUGUAGAGACGGCAAAUGUGAAUGCCGAGAGGGCUGGAAUGGUGAACACUGCACCAUUGGUAGGCAAACGGCAGGCACCGAAACAGAUGGCUGUCCCGAUCUGUGCAGCGGCAACGGGAGAUGCACCCUGGGUCCGAGCAGCUGGCAGUGUGUCUGCCAGACUGGCUGGAGGGGACCCGGAUGCAACGUCGCCAUGGAAACCGCCUGCGCCGACAACAAGGAUAACGAAGGAGAUGGCCUCGUGGACUGUCUGGACCCCGACUGCUGCCUCCAGUCUGCCUGCCAGAACAGCCUCCUGUGCCGGGGUGCCCGGGAUCCCCUGGACAUCAUCCAGCAGGGCCAGACAGACGCACCCGCCGUGAAAUCCUUCUACGACCGCAUCAAGCUCUUGGCCGGCAAAGACAGCACCCACAUCAUCCCCGGAGAAAACCCCUUCAACAGCAGCCUGGUUUCUCUCAUCCGGGGCCAAGUGGUGACAUCGGACGGGACCCCCCUGGUGGGCGUGAACGUGUCCUUCGUCAAGUACCCCAAGUACGGCUACACCAUCACCCGGCAGGACGGCACGUUCGACCUCAUCGCCAACGGGGGCGCGGCGCUGACCCUGCACUUCGAGCGCGCCCCGUUCAUGAGCCAGGAGCGCACCGUCUGGCUGCCCUGGAACAGCUUCUACGCCAUGGACACGCUGGUGCUGAAGACGGAGGAGAACUCCAUCCCCAGCUGCGACCUCAGCGGCUUCGUGCGGCCCGACCCCAUCAUCAUCGCGUCCCCGCUGUCCACCUUCUUCAGCGCCGCGCCUGCGCACAACCCCAUCGUCCCCGAGACCCAGGUCCUGCACGAGGAAAUCGAGCUGCCCGGGUCCACGGUGAAACUCCGUUACCUGAGCUCUCGGACGGCCGGCUACAAGUCCCUCCUGAAGGUCACCAUGACGCAGUCGGCGGUGCCCCUGAACCUCAUCAAGGUGCACCUGAUGGUGGCCGUGGAGGGCCACCUCUUCCAGAAGUCAUUUCAGGCCUCCCCCAACCUGGCCUACACCUUCAUCUGGGACAAGACGGACGCUUACGGCCAGCGGGUCUACGGGCUCUCGGACGCCGUGGUGUCCGUGGGCUUCGAGUACGAGACGUGCCCCAGCCUGAUCCUCUGGGAGAAGAGGACCGCCCUCCUGCAGGGCUUCGAGCUCGACCCCUCCCACCUGGGCGGCUGGUCCCUGGACAAGCAUCACAUCCUCAACGUCAAAAGUGGAAUCCUGCACAAAGGCACGGGGGAGAACCAGUUCCUGACGCAGCAGCCGGCCAUCAUCACCAGCAUCAUGGGCAACGGUCGGCGCCGCAGCAUCUCCUGCCCCAGCUGCAACGGGCUGGCCGAGGGCAACAAGCUGCUGGCCCCCGUGGCGCUGGCCGUGGGGGUGGACGGGAGCCUCUUCGUGGGCGACUUCAACUACAUCCGGCGCAUCUUCCCCUCCCGCAACGUGACGAGCAUCCUGGAGCUACGAAAUAAAGAGUUUAAACAUAGCAACAACCCGGCCCACAAGUACUACCUGGCGGUGGACCCCGUGUCCGGCUCCCUCUUCGUGUCGGACACCAACAGCCGUCGCAUCUUCAGGGUCAAGGCCCUGAGCGGUGCCAAGGACCUGGCGGGGAACUCGGAGGUGGUGGCGGGCACGGGCGAGCAGUGCCUGCCCUUCGAUGAGGCCCGCUGCGGGGACGGCGGCAAGGCCGUGGACGCCACGCUGAUGAGCCCCCGAGGCAUCGCCGUGGACAAGAACGGUCUCAUGUACUUCGUGGACGCCACCAUGAUCCGGAAGGUGGACCAGAACGGGGUCAUCUCCACCCUGCUGGGCUCCAACGACCUCACGGCCGUGCGGCCUCUGAGCUGUGACUCCAGCAUGGACGUGGCCCAGGUGCGCCUGGAGUGGCCCACGGACCUGGCGGUGAACCCCAUGGACAACUCGCUGUACGUGCUGGAGAACAACGUGGUGCUGCGCAUCACGGAGAACCACCAGGUGAGCAUCAUCGCGGGGCGGCCCAUGCACUGCCAGGUGCCGGGCAUCGACUACUCGCUCAGCAAGCUGGCCAUCCACUCGGCCCUGGAGUCGGCCAGCGCCAUCGCGCUCUCGCACACCGGCGUGCUCUACAUCACCGAGACGGACGAGAAGAAGAUCAACCGGCUGCGCCAGGUGAGCACCAACGGCGAGAUCUGCCUGCUGGCGGGCGCGCCCUCCGACUGCGACUGCAAGAACGACGUCAACUGCAACUGCUACGCGGGCGACGACGCGUACGCCACGGACGCCGUCCUGAACGCGCCGUCGUCGCUGGCGGUGGCGCCCGACGGCACCAUCUACGUGGCCGACCUGGGCAACAUCCGCAUCCGCGCCGUGAGCAGGAACGAGCCGGUGCUGAACGCCUUCAACCAGUACGAGGCGGCGUCGCCCGGCGAGCAGGAGCUGUACGUCUUCAACGCCGACGGCAUCCACCAGUACACCAUGAGCCUGGUGACCGGCGAGUACCUCUACAACUUCACCUACAGCGCCGACAACCACGUCACCGAGCUCGUCGACAACAGCGGCAACGCCCUGAAGAUCCGGCGGGACGGCGGCGGGCAGCCCCGCCACCUGCUCAUGCCCGACAACCAGAUCAUCACGCUGACCGUGGGCGCCCACGGCGGCCUCAAGGCCGUGGCCACGCAGAGCCUGGAGCUGGGCCUCAUGACCUACGACGGCACCACGGGCCUCCUGGCCACCAAGAGCGACGAGACCGGCUGGACGACGUUCUACGACUACGACCACGAGGGCCGCCUGAGUAACGUGACGCGGCCCACGGGGGUGGUGACCAGCCUGCACCGAGAGAUGGAGCGCGCCAUCACCAUCGACAUCGAGAACUCCAACCGCGACGACGACGUCACCGUCAUCACCAACCUGUCCUCAGUGGAGGCCUCCUACACCGUGGUGCAAGAUCAAGUGCGGAACAGCUACCAGCUGUGCAGCAACGGGACCCUGCGGGUGCUGUACGCCAACGGCAUGGCCGUCAGCUUCCACAGCGAGCCGCACGUGCUGGCCGGCACGGUCACCCCCACCAUCGGCCGCUGCAACAUCUCCCUGCCCAUGGAGAAUGGCCUCAACUCCAUCGAGUGGCGUCUGCGGAAGGAGCAGGUCAAGGGCAAGGUGACCAUCUUCGGGCGGAAGCUGCGGGUCCACGGGCGCAACCUCCUGUCCAUCGACUACGACCGCAACAUCCGCACCGAGAAGAUCUACGACGACCACCGCAAGUUCACGCUGCGGAUCAUCUAUGACCAGGCGGGCCGGCCCUUCCUCUGGCUGCCCAGCAGCGGCCUGGCCGCCGUCAACGUCUCCUACUUCUUCAACGGGCGCCUGGCGGGCCUGCAGCGCGGCGCCAUGAGCGAGCGGACCGACAUCGACAAGCAGGGCCGCGUCGUGUCCCGCAUGUUUGCCGACGGGAAGGUGUGGAGCUACUCCUACCUGGACAAGUCCAUGGUCCUGCUGCUGCAGAGCCAGCGCCAGUACAUCUUCGAGUACGACGCGUCCGACCGCCUGCUGGCCGUGACCAUGCCCAGCGUGGCCCGGCACAGCAUGUCCACACACACGUCCAUCGGCUACAUCCGCAACAUCUACAACCCACCCGAGAGCAACGCCUCGGUCAUCUUCGACUACAGCGACGACGGGCGCAUCCUGAAGACGUCCUUCCUGGGCACGGGCCGCCAGGUGUUCUACAAGUACGGCAAGCUGUCCAAGCUGUCGGAGAUGGUCUACGACAGCACGGCCGUCACCUUCGGCUACGACGAGGCCACGGGCGUGCUCAAGAUGGUCAGCCUGCAGAGCGGCGGCUUCUCCUGCACCAUCCGCUACCGCAAGGUGGGCCCGCUGGUGGACAAGCAGAUCUACCGCUUCUCCGAGGAGGGCAUGGUCAACGCCCGCUUCGACUACACCUACCACGGCAACAGCUUCCGCAUCGCCAGCGUCAAGCCGGUCAUCAGCGAGACGCCGCUGCCCGUGGACCUGUACCGCUACGACGAGAUCUCCGGCAAGGUGGAGCACUUUGGCAAGUUCGGCGUCAUCUACUACGACAUCAACCAGAUCAUCACCACGGCCGUGAUGACGCUGAGCAAGCACUUCGACACGCACGGCCGCGUCAAGGAGGUGCAGUAUGAGAUGUUCCGCUCGCUCAUGUACUGGAUGACGGUGCAGUACGACAGCCUGGGCCGCGUGGUCAAGCGGGAGCUGAAGCUGGGGCCCUACGCCAACACCACCAAGUACACCUACGACUACGACGCCGACGGGCAGCUGCAGAGCGUGGCCGUCAACGACCGGCCCACCUGGCGCUACAGCUACGACCUCAACGGCAACCUGCACCUGCUCAACGCCGGCAACAGCGUGCGCCUCACGCCGCUGCGCUACGACCUGCGGGACCGCAUCACGCGGCUGGGCGACGUGCCCUACAAGGUGGACGACGACGGCUUCCUGCGACAGCGCGGCGCCGACGUCUUCGAGUACAACUCCAAGGGGCUGCUGACACGCGCCUACAAUAAGGCGGGCGGCUGGAGCGCCCAGUACCGCUACGACGGCGUGGGGCGCCGGGCCGCCUCCAAGACCAACCUGGGCCACCACCUGCAGUACUUCUACGCGGACCUGCACCACCCGACGCGCGUCACCCACGUCUACAACCACUCCAACGCGGAGAUCACCUCGCUCUACUACGACCUGCAGGGCCACCUCUUCGCCAUGGAGAGCAGCAGCGGCGAGGAGUACUACGUGGCCUCCGACAACACGGGCACGCCGCUGGCCGUCUUCAGCAUCAACGGCCUCAUGACCAAGCAGCUGCAGUACACGGCCUACGGCGAGAUCUACUACGACUCCAACCCCGACUUCCAGAUGGUCAUCGGCUUCCACGGCGGCCUCUACGACCCCCUCACCAAGCUGGUGCACUUCACGCAGCGAGACUACGACGUGCUGGCCGGCCGCUGGACCUCCCCCGACUACACCAUGUGGAAGAACGUGGGCAAGGAGCCGGCGCCCUUCAACCUGUACAUGUUCAAGAGCAACAACCCCCUGAGCAACGAGCUGGACCUGAAGAACUACGUGACCGAUGUGAAGAGCUGGCUGGUGAUGUUCGGCUUCCAGCUGAGCAACAUCAUCCCCGGCUUCCCGAGGGCCAAGAUGUACUUCGUGCCUCCACCCUAUGAGCUGUCGGAGAGCCAGGCCAGCGAGGACGGGCAGCUCAUCACCGGCAUCCAGCAGACCACGGCGCGGCACAACCAGGCCUUCCUCGCCCUGGAGGGCCAGGUCCUCACCAAGCGGCUGCACGCCAGCGUCCGCGAGAAGGCCGGCCACUGGUUCGCCACCACCACGCCCAUCAUCGGCAAGGGCAUCAUGUUCGCCAUCAAGGACGGGCGGGUGACCACGGGCGUGUCCAGCAUGGCCAGCGAGGACAGCCGCAAGGUGGCGGCGGUGCUGAACAACGCCUACUACCUGGAGCGCAUGCACUACAGCGUGGACGGCAAGGACACCCACUACUUCGUCAAGGUGGGCUCGGCCGACGCCGACCUGCUCACGCUGGGCACCACCAUCGGCCGCAAGGUGCUGGAGGGCGGGGUGAACGUGACCGUGUCCCAGCCCACCCUGCUGGUCAACGGCAGGACUCGAAGGUUCACCCACAUCGAGUUCCAGCACGCCACGCUGCUGCUGAGCCUGCGCUACGGCCUCACGCCGGACACGCUGGACGAAGAGAAGGCCCGCGUCCUGGACCAGGCCCGGCAGCGGGCGCUGGGCACCGCCUGGCUGAAGGAGCAGCAGAGGGCCAGGGACGGGCGCGAGGGCAGCCGCCUGUGGACGGAGGGCGAGCGGCAGCAGCUGCUGGCCACGGGCCGGGUGCAGGGCUACGAGGGCUACUACGUGCUGCCCGUGGAGCAGUACCCCGAGCUGGCAGACAGCAGCAGCAACAUCCAGUUCCUCAGACAGAACGAGAUGGGCAAGAGGUAACGGCGUGGGCCUCCUGCCACCCCUCCGCUGGGUGGCCGGGCCGGAGUAAAACUGCGCUCUCCUAAGGAGAUGAGGACCCUACCAGGACAUCGAGCCGAGAGGGGCCGCAAGGGGCACCGGGGCAAGGCAAGCUCACAUUUUCUGAGUUCCCAUGCCCACCAACACAUUCCCGCCUUCUGAAGCAGACUUUGGAAACACAGAAACAAAAACCACGAAACCGAUCAACCAACUUCUUCAAAGAACCAACAAGAAACAAAAUAAAUCCCGGCUGGAAAAAAAAAAAGGAAAAAAAAAAUUUUUUUUUUAAAUUCCCCCCAGGAAAACCCAAACGGAAGAAUGAGAGGCACCAGACGCCAAGCUGAGGGUUCCCCCCCCCCAGUGCGCAUACACACACACACACACACAUGUACACACGCACUCGGCUCACCUGCUCUGGUUUCUCAUGCGGAGAAGAAGCGAUCCCGUGUCCAGAAGAACACACAUGCACACACGCACACACACAUGCACGCAUGCACGCACACACUCGGCUCACCUGCUCUGGUUUCUCAUGCGGAGAAGAAGCAAUCCCGUGUCCAGAAGAACACACAUGCACACACGCGUGCGUGUAUCCACAUGCAUACACCAGAAUGAUGGGGGCGGUGUGGGCGGGGGAGAGUGCGUGGAGGGGGGGAAUUAAAAAUAAGAGCAAACCAACGAAACCCGCACAGCAACCGCAGGACAAAGACAGAAGCCUCCUGCCGUGUAAUACCUCGCCCAGCCCAACACCCGUGGCGGGACGGGUCCCAGUCCAGCCGCCACGGCACCACGCAAACCGCCCCCACCCCCCCACACACACACCCCGACGGCUGGCCGGACUCCUACCUUAGACGUUUGGUUUUAUUUUGUUGUUGUUCCAACCGAUACAGGUGCAUUUAAAAAAAAAAAAAGACGAAAAAACAAAAACACGACUUUGGGGGGGUGACUUGUGUGUAGCUGACUGUGGGUGGGAGGGUAGAUAAGAGUGAGUGUGCACUGGAAAUUCUUUUUCAAGAAAAAAAAGAAAAUAGAAGCAUAACACCAGGGGAGAGAAGAAAAAAAAAAGGUUUUUUUUUUUCCUCCGCCAACGAAGGAGGGAAAAAAAAAAAUCCAAUCAAAGGGCAAGCCCCUAAACCCGCUGAGCACUUAAUCUUCAGGGAUUCCCCCUGCAUCGGCCCGGAGCUGAUUUUUGUGGGGCGGUAGAACGUACCGUGGAAUUCCAAAAAAACAAAAAAACAAAAAAAAAAAGAAAAAAAAAGUGGCUCUACUCACUCCAGAUGCAGUUCAUUCUCUUUUGUCGUUCAAGACUCCAUUGUGGAUGUCAGUGAGACAGGGUGUAGUCCGUCUAGAUUCUGUAGUUCGUGGGUAUCAGUUACAGUAGAGCUGUGGCAUCGUGACCCUCUUUCGAUAACGGGCACCAAUUCACCCUGUACAUACAUAAGCCUCGAGGCACAAUCACUGUUGCAGAUUUAAAAAAAAAAAAAUUAUUAGUGUGUUUGUUUGGUCCAGAAACUGAGACAAUCACAUGACGAUCACCAGGAGGAGGAGGAGGAGGAGAAAACGUUUUUAAAAGUCAAAAAAAAAGAAAAAAAACGCGUAAAAAGAAAAAGAAAAAAAAACACCGUAAAAACAAACAACAAAAAAAACAUUUUAAAAGAAAAACACACACACACACACACAAAACGUCUAAUAAGAACUUUGGUACAGGAACUUUUUUGUAAUAUACAUGUAUGAAUUGUUCAUCGAGUUUUUAUAUUAAUUUUAAUUUGCUGCUAAGCAAAGACUAGGGACAGGCAAAGAUAAUUUAUGGCAAAGUGUUUAAAUUGUUUAUACAUAAAUAAAGUUUAAAACUCCUGUGGA
This is a messenger RNA of Sorex araneus (European shrew), 10888 nucleotides long. It is a transcript of the gene TENM2, whose product is annotated as teneurin transmembrane protein 2. Gene Ontology annotation, molecular function: cell adhesion molecule binding; protein homodimerization activity; protein heterodimerization activity. The transcript has 32 exons. Gene Ontology annotation, biological process: heterophilic cell-cell adhesion; signal transduction; neuron development. The record is from RefSeq and is a predicted model, not a curated record. Bases 689 to 9013 code for a protein of 2774 amino acids. Gene Ontology annotation, cellular component: neuron projection; membrane. NCBI's taxonomy places the organism in Eukaryota, Metazoa, Chordata, Mammalia, Eulipotyphla, Soricidae.